ACAAAAUGACACGAGAUUACAAGCCUGGGGACCUAAUUUUUGCCAAGAUGAAAGGUUAUCCUCACUGGCCUGCAAGGGUCGAUGAACUUCCUGAUGGCGCAGUUAAGCCUCCGUCAAGUAAAAUGCCUAUUUUCUUUUUUGGAACCCAUGAAACAGCUUUUUUGGGACCAAAGGACAUGUUUCCAUAUGAAGAAAAUAAAGAGAAGUAUGGCAAACCCAACAAACGAAAGGGAUUCAAUGAAGGUUUAUGGGAGAUAGAUAACAAUCCCAAAGUUAAAUUCUCAACUCCUCAGAAUAUUUUGUCUCUUGCCGAUGCUGUUGAAGGGGAUGAAGAAGAUGCACAGGAAAUUUUAGAAGAACCUGGGGAGCAGUCACUCCAAAAAAAACGGAAGAUUUUAACAUCAAAGACUUCCAGCAAACAUUCUGACUCCAGUGGUCUUGGGUCACCAGAAAAAGAUCUCAAUACUUCAAAGGAGGACAGUAGUGACCAACUUGGCAGUGAAGAUGGACCAACUAAUUCACCUGUUAAAAACAAGCGAGGCCGAAAGAAGAAGGUGGAUAUUUUGGCUGAAGCUGAGCGUAAUGCAAGUCCUUUAGCAAUAGAUCAACUAAAGCCAAGUCCCAAGAGAGGCAGACCAGCUUCCACAGAACCCAAAGUGCCUAAACCAAGAGGAAGACCAAGGCUGAAGCCACUACCUACUUCACCAGAUCGUGAAAUAACUGAUCAAGAAGAUCAAGUAAAGAAGAAAGCUCUAGAAAAAUCACCAAAACAGCUACUUUCUAGAAAGGAUGAUGAAGCAACAAAGGAAAAUGAUGACAAACCGCAAAAAGAGACCAGCAAAAAAGAAGUUGAAACGAAAAAAAAGGUUACUGGAAAAGUUGAUUCAGCUUCCCAUUCAGAAUCUGAAGAUGAAGUGGAAGAGGGAAAGCAGAAAGGCAAGGUUGGCAGACCUCCCCAGGCUGCUCUAAAGCGUGCAGCAAAGCCUGUGCAAGAAAAGGAAGUUGCUGAUAAGAAAAAGAAACUAGAAGAUACUGUGGAGGCAGAAAGCCACUGUAAGGAGGAAACUAAAAAAGCAGACGUUAGGAAAUUUGACAAGAAAAAAGAAACCUCCAUUGAUGCUAGGCUUCAAAGGAUACAUGCAGAAAUAAAGUCGUCUUUAAAGCUUGACCACCAGGAUGUAAACAGAUGUAUUAUCGCUUUGGAUGAGCUGGCUUCUCUCCAGAUCACCAUGCAACAUGCUCAGAAACACACAGAUAUGAUCACUACUCUAAAAAGGAUUCGUCGGUUCAAAGCCAGUCAAGUUGUAAUGGAGAAGGCCUCUAUGCUUUACAACAAGUUCAAGAACAUGUUCCUUGUUGGAGAAGGAGACUCUGUAAUAACUCAGGUUCUUAAUAAGUCUUUAGCAGAACAGAGACAGCAGGAGGAAGCCAAUAAAUCAAAGGAUGUAGGAAAGAGAGCGCCUCACAAGAAGCCAGAGAAAGAACCAAGCUCAGAUACUAAAGCGGUUAAUGGUGGCCGGGAAGCACAGGACCAAGCACAACAGAAUAGAGACAGUGGUGAGGAAAAUGAUGGCAAAGAAGACAAGACAACAAAACGGUCGACGGUUGGAUCGAAAGCGGCAGAGCCCAACAAGCAAAUAAGUGACGAUUCAGCCUCUGACAACUAAUAUGGGAAGAAUACUUGGUUUUUUGAAGGAACAGUUUGCUAGUCUUGCAACAAACCCAUUUGACUGCUGAGUUUUAAAUACUUUUAUAUAUUGGCAUUUUGGAAUGUGACAGUUGUGUUAUGGAGGCAAGACAUGUUAUUUGGCGAGGAGUUAUUCAGUGUUAGCUAGAUUUCUGUCCUAGUUCCUCAUCUGUUCAAUUUAGUCCGUUAAUAUCCUCUGUGGUUAAACUUCCUUCCUGUAAUUAUGUGCAGACAGUUAAGGUGUAUUUAUAUGGUUCAAUACACUAACUCAGCGUUUUGCUUAUGUGUCAAUAUAUUUAUGGCCUUUCAUACCCCCAUCUCAGAGCAGCUGAUGUCAAACAAUGUUUCCUAAAUACAAGCAGUGCGUAUCAUUUUCAGUAUUUACCUCUGGUGACAGUAGUCACUUUAUGGGCCUGUUAUCAGAGUCUGCAAGCGUGGGGAAAUCUCCCCAAUGGGGUCACAGAAAGCAAUAAAACAAAAAUACAGGUUCUAACCCUUAAGCAAAAUGUGUACUGAAAACGUGAAAACAAACGGAAAAAUUAUCCUUUUUUGGGGGUACUUGCAAAGCAGAGUUAGGAAAUGCUGAACCUCUCAUCAGAGAUGCUACUGAAAACUGGUAAUAAAGUUCACAUUUCUAAAAGUAAAAGGACGUGGCUUCUGGUAAGGUAUGUUAUGAGCAAAAGGUAUACAAACAAAUGACAGCAAAAAUGUCAGUAUUCUUUAUGGGCAAUAUAACAGUCCAGGUAGUGUUAGACUUUAGCACUGUUGGUCUUCUUGAUAGAUGGAGAUACUUGUGGCCGUUUUGCAUCAACAUUACCUGCUGGAUUCUCAGAGUUAAAUGAUAGCACAGAAGCAGGAAACCAUUACCCUAUGCUGAAAUCUAGAUGAUACGUUUAUCAUGUUGAUUUGGGGGAAGGUGGCUUACACACAGGACUGGACAGGUUGAAUCCUCAUAAAAACCCACGAUAAACAGUUUUCCCCUCCAUUACUCAGAUAAGAAAAGAAAGUGGAAGCAUUUUGGGGCAUAAACAAAGUAAUGCUUUGUUUUAUUCGGGUACAAGUGACCAAAAGGCGAUGGGAAAAAUGGCCAGUCUCGAAUAUAAGUUUUUACUUUGCAGUGCCACUUUGUGCAUUCAGUUUUUCAAUAUAGCUCUGUUUAGUAUAUCAUAAACCAGUUUUUCCAUACUAUUUAUCGAUGCAAAAAAUAAGGCUGUACUCUAAAAUCAUUUCUAGCUUUUAAAGUAGCACACAGUGUCAUUGUUAACCAAUACAGCCAGUAUUUCUUCAUAUGAUUUUGCUAUAUAUUUGUGGACCUGAUAAAGUAAACUGCUUGUGAGGGGAAAAAUGGGAGUCUGCCAUUGAUGACUUCUGAAAGUACAACUUUUUGUACGUUUUUAGUUGCUGACCGGGCACAAGUAUGCAGUACCUAAGGAGUGAUGCCCCUCUUAAAGAGAAAGUAAACCUUGACAGGUUUUACUUGCUCUUUAUUCCCCUGCAAAGUAAAAGCAUAAUGGGCUAGCAGUAUGCAUCGCAUACUAAUAUAGCCCAUUAUGUGGCACUAACCUGCAAAGGAAGCCUGUGGCGUCACUCCCGCACUUGCAUGUCGGCGUCCCUAGUCACGGCACACGAUGGGGAAGUAACAUCAGAGGACCGUUUCUUCACUGCGCAUGUGCAGAUGACAUCAUUGGGGCAGUGUACAUAAAAUAUCUCCUAAACGGCACAUGUUUAGAAGAUCUUUUCAGUACAUAUAGAUGAGCCUUAUUAUAGGCUUACCUAUAUGUAAAAAAAGGUCGGGUGGAUAACAACCACUUUAAAGCUGCUCAUUCACAGAUUGAUCAUCCACACAAUUUUCAUGUCAGACAGGGGAGCCCACACGCAUCGAAAUUCAUCAUGUACGUGGCCAGAUUUACUUUCGUGAUCCGAAUACUUGUUCCAAGUCAGUGCCUAGAAAAGUAUUGAUUUCAUUGAAAGGUGCACAAUUUUAAAAAGUCAACUAUGGCAGCCACCAUAUUUGUCACAUUACAGGUUUUCUGUCGGGGUAAGGCAGUUUAAUGCUUUGAUAUUCUAGUUUGAAGUACAGUACAUACACUAGAAGAAAU
Molecule: messenger RNA, 3786 nt
Organism: Rana temporaria (common frog)
Lineage: Eukaryota; Metazoa; Chordata; Amphibia; Anura; Ranidae
Gene: PSIP1
Product: PC4 and SFRS1 interacting protein 1
Biological process (GO): regulation of transcription by RNA polymerase II
Cellular component (GO): nucleus
Molecular function (GO): double-stranded DNA binding; transcription coregulator activity
Source: RefSeq, a predicted model, not a curated record